This is a messenger RNA of Glarea lozoyensis ATCC 20868, 720 nucleotides long. RefSeq lists its product as uncharacterized. Bases 1 to 720 code for a protein of 239 amino acids. The transcript is spliced from 2 exons. NCBI's taxonomy places the organism in Eukaryota, Fungi, Ascomycota, Leotiomycetes, Helotiales, Helotiaceae. The record is from RefSeq and is a predicted model, not a curated record.
AUGCCGCCGAUUCGAACGAAAAAGACAUCAUCUAAAAAGACAGAUCUACAGAAGCCCAAGAGCGCUUCGAAGACUGUUCCACAGAAAAAGCAGGACACACAAUUUACGGCGCAUCUCUUCAAACCUGAGAAGGGAGCUACGAUCUCGCGGAUGUUGACCUGUUCAUUACUGGAUCUAUUUUUCGAUGACGAUUUCUUAAAUGGAGGUCCAAGGAGUACAGGUUUCAAGUAUUUCAGACCGCAAGCAGAUGAGAGUCAUAUAUACCACUACACCGAAGACGAAGACCUUCAUCUCUGGAAGCUCCCUAAAGAUCUCAACAUCGCCUUCAUCCGCGUCACCAUAAUAACACUGCUUGGCAGCACUCGGCCACAAAACCGAGCCGUCUGCGCCAUUGCUUUGAAAGUAGGAGUCUACGACGCCAAUAACGCCAUUAUAGAGGUUCCAGGAGGCGAAAAGCUGAACCAAUGUAUCAACGUGACUUUUUGGGCGACUCCUGGGAGCAAUGCGCUUCGCAGAUGCAUGUAUUGGGAGAACGUAGUGAGGUUCUUGAGGGAUGCGGCGGUUAAUGGGUUUUCGGAGGAGGGGGACUAUGCGUGGGAGAGAGUGGGCUUUAAGAGUAAGCUGAUGGAGAGGGUUUGGGUUGACUGGGGGAUUUGGGAUAAGAGUGAGAAGGAUUGGAUUAAGAGAUGGGGAUGUGGUGGAAUAGGGGUUAGGCCGUGA